AGCCGCUUUGCCUUCCAAUCUUGGCGCAUUCUUCAUUUUGUUAAUUUAUUUUUCCCAAAACCCUAAUUCCUUUAUCCCCUCUCUAACCCUUCAUCAAUUUCAUGCCUUUUGUCUUAAUUCUCACACGCCCAGAAUAUCGGGCUUAUGUAAACCUGAACUUUAUCCAGUUUUACGAUGUGCCUUGAUAUAGGGAAUUAAGGAAAAUAUAUUAUGCUAAUUCUAAGGUCGUGUGGGGAGAAGAUAUUUGCCGGAGUCAGCUUCCGGCAAGAUCGACAAUAGGCAGCAUCUUUUGUGGGUAGAGAAUGGUUCAAUCCAAAUGGCUUUCUUUCGAUAAAUAGCUCCUUUCUGUGUUUAUUAAGCAGUAAUGGGCAAUGGAAGUGAGCUUCAAUCUUCGAAACCUCCCCGUUCAUCCUCAUUGUCGGGGGGAAGUUCUUCACACGACUGCUCCCAAUUGUAUCCAAAAGCAACAGCGAGCUCUUUUUCAUUUUAUGAAGCUGGGAAUGACAGUAAUGAUAAGAAUGGAAAAGUUUUGAAUGCAUCUACGAGUUCUGCCCCCACGGUUUCAGAUGGUACUGGUGAAUAUAUGGUUCAAAACUGGUCUCCAACUCAGUCUCCUCCCAUUCAAGUCAUGGAAAAACCAGGAGAUUUUGAUUUCAAUGGAAUUUCCUCAACAAGUGAUCUCCCUACACAACAAUCCUUUUCAUUUGGAACUUUGAGUGACAAUAAAGAUACAAACGGAACCCAUUCCAAAAUGGAAUCUUUUAGUUCUGAUGCCUCUAAGACUUCAGAAGUCACUCGUGAACCUGAGGUGCAAAAUGAGUCACCAACACAUUCGCCUAGCAUUCAAGUCAUGGAAAUGCCAGGAGAUUUCGAGACCAAUGAAAACCCCUCCUCAAUUUCCAUGAGCAAGUCAACAGCUUGGAGUAAUACUUCCAAUGGAUCAUUAUUCAGUAUUGAUAUUGGACCCAAUAGCUUUUCCACUGAUGGAAAUCCAACGACGGAUGGAGAUUCCUACAAGUCAGGGGAACUUGAUACACAUGGAGACCUUGCGAGAUAUAAGCAGAUGCCCUUGGGUCCAGAAGGAGCAGAAUAUAACAAAGAGACCCCAGCUAAUAGGCUAGGAGCAGGAAGCACUCGAAUUAAAAAUGGGGCCAACCAACAUGCGGUACCAUUAAGAGCAGGUGAGAAUGCUCCUAGUCAUCUUGUUGGAACCAGAACUUCUAACAAGCCUGUUGAUCUUCAAAUGACAAAGAAGUCUGAACCAACAGGGCGUAAAUGCUGUUGUGCUGGUUUUACCUGUGACUCUUGUUUCUGUUCAAGUCCAAGCCAGUGUGCAUGGUUAAGUUGUCGAGGUUGUUGUUGCAAGUGGUUCAGCGGGCUAUCUUUCUCUUGUGAGUCUCUACGUUGUAAAGGGUGCUGCAGUAGAUGGCCCAUAACCUGUCUGUGCUCUUACUUGAAGUGUCCAAGCUGGAAAAGCUGUCACUUUCCCUGCUCGUUCUGCUGCACUUGGAACUGUUGUGCGAAGAACUCACGCUCAAGUAUUGAUAAUCUGGCAAAAGAUGGAGGGAGGAUCACCCGAGUAGCAGCAUAAUUCUUCAAAGACUCUACGCAGGGGGUUUUCUUGCCACUCAUGUAUAUAUAUAUAUAUAUAUAUAUAUAUAUAUAUUUAUAGGAAAAUUUUAAAGUGUCGGUUGACACCUGUGAUUCUUAUACCUGGUACUAUUGCAAAGUGAAUGGUAAAAACUUUUAAUUUUGUGCCGGGUAGAAAGUUAACAUUGUCUCCGAGCUCUGAUCUGAUAAGUUGUGGGUCCCAAUAUAAGUACCUACAUCAUGAUUUUGUGUGUAGGAGUAAAAGUUAGGAAUAUAAAGUAGGAGUACAAAGUAUUUUUCUUUUGAUUUUGAUUUUGUACAAGAAACAUGGUAUUGAUUGACACUGAAGCAUUUCCCUAUAUUUAUAUUUA
This is a messenger RNA of Ipomoea nil (Japanese morning glory), 1961 nucleotides long. RefSeq lists its product as uncharacterized. NCBI's taxonomy places the organism in Eukaryota, Viridiplantae, Streptophyta, Magnoliopsida, Solanales, Convolvulaceae. The transcript has 5 exons. The record is from RefSeq and is a predicted model, not a curated record. Bases 365 to 1591 code for a protein of 408 amino acids.